Messenger RNA from Paramecium primaurelia, 4019 nucleotides. The record is from the annotation of a GenBank genome assembly. Lineage: Eukaryota; Ciliophora; Oligohymenophorea; Peniculida; Parameciidae.
AUGAGCUUUCCUAACCCAGAUUAUGAAGAGGUUGCUCGUCCUUAGUAAAUGAGACCCUUAGAGUUUUUUGACUUUGUCCAAUAAGCUUUGAAGAUAAAUUCUAAAUCCUUAAAUGACCAAUUACUAUUUAAAGCAAUAGAGACUAGUUAUUAAUUUUUAUCAAUAUCUUAAUCUGAACUACAAAACUCAGUCUCUUCAGACCCUUUUCAAUUAUAAUCUUAAUAAAGUGAUGUAAGAUAUAAAUAAUUUUUUACCUAAUAAACUUAAUCAGGGAAAAGAUUUUCUAAAUCUAUUAGACCAAUUUUAAGUGCAUCAGAAAAAUUAAAUCUUGCAAUGAAAUCUUUAAGAGAAAAGUUUGAAUCAGCUUUAAGUUAAAAUAUGAAAGUCAAUUUGAUAGAUUUUAUAAAUUUGGAUUAUAAAAGUUUAGAAGAGACUUAAAUUAGAUGUGACAUAAAAGGAGAAUAUAUAAAUUAGAUAUAAGAAUAAUGGUUUAAGACUCCAAAAGAAGCAUUGGAUACAUCAACAAUGUUAAGAAAUGCAAUUUUAAUUAAAUUAUCAAGAAAGGGAUUUUAAACAAGAUAAAUGAUUUCAAAUGAUGGUAGAUGGAUAUUUUUAUUGAUUAAGAUGGAUGAGGAAAAUUUAAAAGUUGUAGCAGAAUAAAAAAAGCUUUCAAAACGAUUAAAUUUUUGGUUCAGUGACCUUUUUUCUCUUGAACCUGUUGAUAAAAGAUUAAGACCAUUAAGAUUAAAUAAUCGAUUAUGGAAACCUUUUGAAUAUAAAUGCACAACAUUUUUUGAGUACUUGAGACCUCAAAUCAUAGAAUUAAUUGAAUAAAUCAAUUUCAAAAGAUUAAGUAGAGAAGUAAAUCAAAGUCACAUAAAUUAAGAAUUAUUUUAAUAUGGAAAAUAGGAUUUAAAUGAUGAGGAAGAUCAUGGUCCAUCUGAUGAUGAAUGGUUUGCAUAUUAUAAAUAUCUGGUUCAUUUAAAAAAGUGUGUGAGUGAACAUCGAGAAUAGAAUAUUAUUAAUAGUGAUUUAUCAGCUAUUUUAAAUAAAUAAAUGGAUUCCUUUUAGUUAUAUAUUAAAAGAUAGAAAAAAGAAUUAAUAUAAUAAGGUUUAGGAAACAAAUAAGAAAUAUUUCUUAAUAAAUAAAAUAUAUUGAAUCCUGAAAACAAAUAACAUUUAGAAAAAGUAGAAUUUUAUGAUUAAAAUGCUGAAUCUUUAAUGAAUGAAUAUAAAUAAUAUAUGAUAGAAUAAAACAUUCCAUUGACAAAGUAUAUUAAAAUCUUAUAGAAGGAGAGAUUGGCAUAUAAUUAUAUGUAAGCCUUUAUUGAAUCUUUAGAAGUGGCUAAUGAUUCUAAAUAAUAUAUAAAAAAUCUUUGGGACCAAGUUGAUUUAACACCAUAAGAGCCUUAUAUAAAUUUUAGAAGGCCUACAAAAAAAAUGGCACCUACACUCUAAGCAUAAUAAUAAAUGAUUUGGUGUAAAUAUUAAAAAGAUGAAGAUGGAAAUAUUUCUGUGUUUUCAUCAAUUGAUAGAUUAAAAUUAGUAUAUUUAGCUGUUGAUGACUGUUUUGAUAUAAAUUCAUUUACUAUGAAAGGAUUUAUUAGUCAAUUUUUUUGUUUAAAUGAUUAAUAUGAAUUAUUAGGGUAUUGUUAGAAUUUUGAGAAGGCUUUAACAAGUGAAACUUAAUUUUAUCAUAAAAAGUUAUUCUUUUUUGCAGAUGAAUGGAAAUUCAAAAUAUUUGAACCUUGGUAUGUACCUAUAGAUAUUAUAUGUUCAUAUUAUGGUGAGAAAAUAGGAUUGUAUUUUUAUUUCUUGAGUUAUUAUACUAAAAUGUUAACAUUUAUUUCUGUUUGUGGUUUUGGAUGUAGUCUAGCUGAAUGGAUACUAAAUAAUUAGGAUGGCGAAGCUAGUAUUAUAAUAACUAUGAUAUUCUCAUUUGUAUUAAUUUAAUGGAAUAGCAUAGUAACUGAUUAUUGGAAAUAAUAAUAAGUAAGGUUUAAUUUAAAAUAUGGUUAAUUAAAUGAAAAGGAGAAAUCAACUGAAAGAUCAUCAUUUAAAGGAACUUUCAUUAGAUCCUUGGAAAAUGAUCAAUUGAAUUCAGCUGCCCAAGAUGAUAGCGAUUUAGUAUUAAGGUUGUUUUUAGCCUCUAUUUUACUUGUUUUAUUAAUAGCAGCCUAUAGUGGAUUAGUUGUAGGAUUGUUUACACUUACAACAGCCUUAAGAAAUUCAUUUGGAAGUGAAUUCUCGAAUGUUUCAGUGAUGUCAUUAGAGGUUACACUAUCAGCUACUAUUAAUGUAUUUGUUUAAUUAUUUGUUGAUAAAUUUUAUGAUUAUAUUUCAACAUCAGUAACUGAUUUUGAAAAUCAUAAAACUAUGUAAAAAUACGAAACCAGUUUUGUUGUUAAAAAAUUUAUACUUUAUUUUUGUUCAUAUGUAGUUCCAUUAUUAUUCAUUGGUUACCUAAAUGGACCUUUAAAUUUAUAUUGUUCUAAAAGCAAUUGUUCUAGACAUGUACAAUAUUAUUUUUCUACUAUCAUUAUUUGGUAAUUUCUAUUUAAAAUUUUGCAGUUAUUUAAGUUUAUAUCAGAUUUAGCUAAAUAUCCAAAGAUUAAAUAUGAAAUCAAUGACAAUGAUAUUUUAUAAUUUAUUGAUGAAACAUCUAGAAGGUAAUCAUAUGCAAUAAGUCCUGAAAGAUAUGGAACUUUAGAAGAUUAUAUGGAAAUCUUAAUUCUUUAUUCCUUACUAAUUAUUUUCGGAUAUUCAUUUCCUCUUAGUUAUUUUCUUUUAUGGUCUUUUAAUAUUUUACAAUUAUAAGUCAAAAAAUAUUCCUUUAUGUAUUGUCUCUAAAGACCCUGGCCUUAGAAUGAAAGUUCUUUAGGAAUUUGGAAUAACAUUUUGGAUCUUGUUAAUUAAAUUGGUAUUCUCACUAAUACAGGAAUAAUUACAGUACUUUAUAAUAAAAAAUAUGGAGAAUAAUUAGUCUUAGUAUUCUUAAGUCUAUUAAUUUCAAAUAGUCUAUUUAAAUUUGUUAUAGCCUCGGUUUUUGGUGAUACUCCUUUCAGACUAACUUAAUUAACAAUAAGGCAUAAAUAUCUUCUUAAAUCAACUCUCGAAAUUUUCAGUAAGACUAAACAUAGUUCAAAAAUUAAAAAAGAAGAAGAAGAUAUCUAUAAAAGAUUUCCCUUAUUCAAAGUAUUUAAUUCCACUAAUAAUAUGGAGUUUGGGAGUUUUUAAACUAUAAGCUCACAAUCAGAUCUUGAAGAACAUAUUAGAAAAGGAUAAAUGAGAAAUGAAAUGAAUUAAAAAAGAGAAAUUAAAAUACAACCCAAAAAGAUUGAUUUAGAUGAUCCACCUUAUGAAUUGUUGCAUAACUAGUUUUCAUAAAGAGUAUCAAAUUGGGCAUUUGAAAUUUAGUAUAACAAUUUAAAUCCUUUUCAAAGAAAAAAAAAAUUAAUCAAAUAUUGGAAAUAUUUGUAUAAAUUGUCCGUCUUAACAACUUAUAAGAAAUUGUGGACUGAAGAUCGUUUGACUUAAAGACACUUUUUUAUGAAAAGGAAAAAAUUGGCAAUCAAAAAUUUAGAUUAAAGAAAAUUAUAUAUUUUAAAAUAGAACUACAAACUUACUCAUUAAGUGUAUUUUGAUAAUGCAUAAUUAAAAUUUAGAAAAAAGUUUUAAUAAGUAACUAAAAACAGUAAUAAACCUGAUGAUAUUAAAGAGUAUGAAAAUAUGGUUUAGAAGUAAUAAAAUUAUAUUGAAAAAAAUCUGUGGUUAAAUUGCAGAAAAGUAGUAGUACUAAAGAUUAAGGCUAUUUGGAUUAGAGGAUUUAGAAAGACUGUAUUAAGAAGGUCUGCUAUAUAGAAUAUACGUUUAAUUACAAAAACAUCUGUUCAAAAUGGAACUUUUUCUCUAAAAAGUAAUAUUCAUAAAUAGUAUAAUAAAUUGUUAGAAACUAAUUAAAAAAUGGAUGGUUAUAAUAUGAAAGAAUUUAUUAAUAUGGUAAGUUAAUUGACAUUUGA